AUGUCUUUUUGGCAUCACACAGUAAUGUCUGCGGGCCAGUCUGGAGGGCGUCGCGGGCCGGAUUUGACCCUUGGGCCGCCAUUUGAGAAAGCCUGGUUUAACGAUUUUGAUUCUAACCGAUUUUCAUUGCUUGAUCAGUUAGAGUCUUUUAUUGAUGAUGAUUUUAAUGAUGAUUAUGCUAAUGAUUAUAAUUCCUUUGAUUUGAAUAAUUAUUAUGAUGAUUAUGAGAAUGAUUAUUUGGUGUAUAAAGAUUGUAAAUAUUUAAAUGAGCCCAGGAUAAAUGAACAUUAUACUACUUAUAGUUUCCAUGAUGGCGGCAAGGCAGGAAAAAAUUACCCUGCACGUAAUGGUUUUGACAUGUUGGACGCCAUUACUAAAGCGGACGUUAACAGAGCUACGACGCUCCAAAGUUGA
Molecule: messenger RNA, 414 nt
Organism: Lottia gigantea (owl limpet)
Lineage: Eukaryota; Metazoa; Mollusca; Gastropoda; Lottiidae
Exons: 5
Coding region: 1-414 (137 amino acids)
Source: RefSeq, a predicted model, not a curated record